CAGGUAUCUUGUUCAGAUAAUCACAUUCAUCUGCUAAAAAUGCCUACAAUGGAUAUCUCAAAAUCCAUAUCGGGAAUCAAGCCUCCUUUUUCGUUUCCUCUCAAACAUGAAGGAUCCUGCACACAAGUUGCAUUUGAGCAGACAACUGGAUUAGUUGCUGUUUCCACUGAAGAUUAUUGUGUACAAUUCUAUAGCUUGUUUGACAACCAUGAGGUUUCAGAGGUCCAAGUGUGCAAAAGAAAUUUUCAGCCUGCAGAUGACGUUAUGCUAUAUGUGGCUCUUGUAGCCAUUUCUCUUGAUGGCUCCUUAAUGGCUACCAUUGAUGUGACAAUUCCUGAAGAAAAAUUAGGGGGUUUGGUUUGUCUAAAAUACUGGACUCGUGGUUCCCUAGUGGCAGAGUACUUAUUAUCCACUGUCAUAUAUGAGCCUCACAGUGAUGCUCAAGUUUCAUCUCUUGCAUUUCUCCCUGGACACAACAUGGCUGUCACAUCAUCUUAUGGUGGUGAUUUUAAGGUUUGGGUUCAUGGUUCUCAUGCCGACAGAAAUAAUGAAUCAAUCCAGAGAACUGGUUGGAGAUGCCAAUCUGUUGGUUCAUACAAGUAUUAA
Molecule: messenger RNA, 606 nt
Organism: Zingiber officinale
Lineage: Eukaryota; Viridiplantae; Streptophyta; Magnoliopsida; Zingiberales; Zingiberaceae
Exons: 6
Coding region: 40-606 (188 amino acids)
Molecular function (GO): protein binding
Source: RefSeq, a predicted model, not a curated record